Linum trigynum is the source of this 6133-nucleotide messenger RNA. The record is from the annotation of a GenBank genome assembly. NCBI's taxonomy places the organism in Eukaryota, Viridiplantae, Streptophyta, Magnoliopsida, Malpighiales, Linaceae.
CCAGCAACCCACAUAGUGGGCGAGACCGGUUCGAUUCACCAGACCAGACCCGCUCCUCCUCUGCUCCACCAUCAUCGCCUAAAUGCUGCCUGCAAAAACAAGAGAAAUAACCAAGCUCCAUGCUUUGGUGAGUUGUACAAGGCAGAAGAGUAAAUGGAUGGAAGAGAAAAUGGAUCUGGGUUGCAGAAAAUUGAUUGGAGGCAUGGGUAGUAGGUUGAUGUGGUUGAAGGGGUGUGGGAGAAAGUUCCUGACUUUCUGCUUUCUCUAUAAGAAGCAGAGGAGAACGAAGGAAGUAAAGGGAGAGGAGGGGCAGUUUGUUCAAUCUCUUUUCCAAUUUCAACUCCAUUCCAGUGCCAGAGAAAUCAAUCCCUGCAAUCGUUUUCAUUCCACCACAGAGAAAAUAAACAUAAUCCAUAUAUGCAUCCUCCAAACCAUACAAUCAUAUCACCUUUAAACUUCAUUCUCCAUUUACGAAAACCAAAAGACAGAAAAUACCAAUCUACCAGAAUACUGCCAUCGUUCACCUCCGCCGUCAUCGCUAUUCUCCCCACGGGUCCUCUGCUCACUGAUCUCCUCCGUCGUUUCCUCCCGCUGUCACAUUCACCUCCCGAGUCUGUCGCAACUACUGCCCGCUAGCUCCUCGCCGCCAUUAUCGGCACCCUCCGCAACUCCUCAUCGCUGCGCCUUCCAUAUCUACCUCACCGGCCAGACCACAACAGCAUAACCGACGCCUCUAGUCGUCGUUUCUGCCCCCAGCUCGUGCCUUCGUCGCCGUCGCUGUCUGCAACUUAUCUCGUCGCGCAGGGAGAAGAAGAAAAGGAAUUCGCGAUGGAGAAGGAAGAAUCAAUUUUGGAGUGGGAGCUCUCAUCUGCGUCAGACUACACACUACAGGUAAAGGGUUCUUUUAUCCUUUAAUUUCUAUUUUCUAACUAAUGACAUCUAUCACCGCAACCCUACCAUAGUUGCAGUUUUGAUCCUCCAUCUUUUUAAGUAAACCGAAAACACCACCCACUUACUGAAACUCGAACUAACUAAAUUUAUCUUUUCAAUCUAUUUUAUAUUCGUGUAAUUUACUAUCAUUUCCAAUUUUUACAUCGUUAAAAUCUCAUAAAUCAUUUCCUUUUAAGUAAAACUAAAUAAAAUAUAAAGUAGGAAUGGAUGCGUUCCCUAAACUACAUUGUUCUAUCAAUAAUGAUUAUUAACAAACCUUUCUAAUACAAAUGAUAUUUCAAUCCAAUUAAUAUGAAUUAAUGCCAAUCGAACUACGCGGACUUUGAUCUCGAGAUGUUGGGUACGUAGGCGACCGAAAGGUUCAAGUCCACAUAACUUCUAAAAUAUUAUUUUAUCAAAUUAUACGAUCAAGUCAUUACCGAUGGGUACAUGAUCAAUUUAUCACCUAACCCUUUUUAAAUAAAUUACGAUCGAUGGAUCGUGUUCAAAUCAAUAAAAUAUUACGUACUAAUGGGUACGUGAUGAAUAAUCAUUUAACCUAUCUCAAACAAAUUACGAUUGUUGGAUCGUCAUCAAAUUAACCAACUAUUACGUACCGAUGGGUCGUAAGAAAAUGUUUUAAAACAAGUAAACAUGGCGAACUACGAGGGCUUUGAUCCCGAGAUGUCGGGUACGUAGGCGGCCUACGGGUCCAAGUCCACUAAUAAAUAAAACCCUUUUCUCCCUAAAAUUAACAAAAACGUUUAUUAAUUCUUCCAACGUAAUUACAUGUUGAUGAACAUGUAAUAUAUGUAAAAAAUGACAUCACAUAUUCGAUGUAAAUCCAAAUAAUUUCAAACAAGCAAGUAUCAAUUAAGAAGACAUCAAACUUAUAGUACCGACUUAGGGCGAUGUAAGGGUGCUAAUACCUUCCUUACUCGUAACCGACCCUCGAAACCAUAAAUCUAUUUCGCAGACCGAGCCGAGCCUAAAUCGUAACCGAUUUAUGCUUGACUUCCCAAGUGUCCAAUCCACUUUGAGAGAUGGUGGCGACUCCUCUUUUUCGCGCCGCGUCGCGGACGGACCGUUUGCGACAGUUACUAUAAUAUCUUUUUUCUUAGGAACUACUAGUCGUCAUGCAUUGAGUAAUAUUAAAAAUAGAUAGCCUUCAAAAAGAAAUUCAAUAAAGAGGUGUGUUGGGAAGAAUAAGGAAAGAGUUUCAAUAAGAACACGGAGUUGGAGUUUGAACUGAAUAUAUAAUACCUUUAAUGAAUUAUGUUAAUCUCGUACAAACAUUAAAGAGUGUUAGCACCUUAUCUGGUUUCCAACAUAAAAUAUGUUUGCCUUUAGGUGUUGGCCGGAUGAGUUUCACUUAUUAUUUAUAUUGAUUAAUAUAUAUUGAUACACUUACAUAUAUUAUUAUGCCCCUACUAUUAUUAAUAUUAUCAUAAUGGGUAGUAUUAAUUAAUGCCCUAGGUUUUCUAAAAUUAUCACCCUAACUUGGCAAUUUGACAUUUUUGCCCCAAAAAAUUCACAAUCCCUAACAAAUUUUCGCCCUAGGAUUAACGUAUGUCGCCUCCGGACGCUAUGGGAGUCUUCGCCGUCUGGGAGUGCUAUUGGGAUCACCGCCGCCGCCGAGUGUUGCUGUCACCGCCACCACGACAACUGCCUUCCGAUGCGCCCUCGACCUCGGGAUUCCUCGCGGCGGCUGGAAGUGCUGCUCGGUCCACCUCAUCGAUGUCGCCAUUACUCCAUUCCCAAGUUUGUUCCGCGGGCGGAGCGCCGAUUUUGAUGUCGCACUGAUAUCGGGGUCUGGAUCCGUCAUUUUCCAUUCCAACCUCGAACUAAUGGCGAUUUUCCUCUCAACCCGACUUGCAAAACAAUAAAAAUUAGUAUAUUUUAAAUAACAACUAGCUUAUAACCCGACCCAUUGGUCGGAAUAUGAUUAUUUGAUUAUUUAUAUUUUUAUGUUACGUUUAAGCUAAUCAAUCAGUUUAAUUUUAUUGACAAUCCUUCGAUCGAGAUGAUACAUAAAGAAAGAAUAUAUAGGUCUAACAUUUGGAGAAAUACCAUCAUCAUUUAAGAAUAUAAAAUGUAUCAUUAGUUCUAUUUUCAUAAUGAUAAUUAAGCUCUCAUUAAAAUGAUAUUGGUUAGUUGAUUGUCAAGAAAGAGGGUAUAAAAGCUCAGUGAAAUUCCACACGACCCAUAGAUAGUUUGAAACUAAAUAUUAAACAUCACAAUCCUACAUAAGGGUUUAAUGUGCUCCUUUUAUGAACAAUAUGCCACUAAUCAAAAAGAAAUGAAGAGUUGUUGAUUCAAGUCAACUAUAUACUAACAACUCAGCUAAGAGGAGACCAUCAAAACUUGAGAGCAAAAGACAAAAUUAGAGUUAUCUCUAAUAUACUAAUAGACUCAAUCAAAGUGAUAAGACACAAAAUUAGACUCUCCUUGUCUAUCAGUUCCAGUAGAUUGAAUAAAGAAUCGAUCUACUUCAAUAAAUCAAUCAAUGAUUCCUCGUUUUAAGAUAGAAAUAGGUUGUGAUAGAUGUAAAAACCAUAAAUAUAAAGUUCCAAUAGUCACCACUCUUCGUUGUACAACCAAAUUUUUAUCUCAAGAGACAUAUGUUUCAACCAGAAAUUCAAUUUCUAAUCCUCCUACUGCAACUCCAUUAUUGAUUAAACUCUUUUACAUGCCCAACUUAAAUUCCCAACAAUAAAACCGACGUGCCAAGAGAUACCGGAUGAUUGAUUUUCAAAGGCGGCCUUGUACUGGGAAGUGAAAGGGGUGCAAACUAUUGUACGAUGGAGGAAAUUUUCGAGGAAGUUAGAAAGAGAUAAGAACAAAGAUAAAAACCACAAAAUUUAAAUUGAAAAAUGCAAGGAUACAACAUGUAGUGACAAAAUUAGUUUUUCCAUGUUAGCCGAUUACCAAUUUACCUAUAGCAAAAAUUAAGGAGAGAGAAAAAUUUUAAAAUUGAGAAAGUACAUGAAACUCUACAAUGAAAAUUGAAGUAUCAAGCACCAUAAAAAUAUAUACGAUAUACUUAGUGGACUUGCUAAUCAUGAUGGAAAGUUCUACGAUUUUCAUAGAGUUGAACUUCGUGUAUGUUCUGUAUUAAAAAAGACACAACAAAUUUGUUCAGUGUAAAUGGUUGUGAUUGUCUUCUUUGUUUGAAGAAACCUGGGUUUAAAUCCUAAUGUUGAUAUUUUUCAUGUGAGAUAAAUAAUUAAUUUUAAAAACAAAAAUAUCCUUCCUACUUUCACUCUCGUUGCAUGAAAUUUGAAAUGGAGAAAACUCCACUAUGCAGUAUAUAUGAUUGGAAUGUUAUAAUUAAUUUCUUAAAACUAAAUUUGCAUCCAUCUUAAUUAUGAAACAGUACCUACACCACUCACUGGACGUCCCUGGUUGACAACCAUGAUAAGUAAGCAAGGGAAGUGCACAGCACAGAACAGAUAAGCGGCUGACAGUCUCCGGUAGAGGGCCAAAGAAGAAGAAAUGGAAGCCACACUCGCAUCCACAUCCACAACUCUCCGAACUUUCCUGACCACAUUCUCCCCUCAACUCCACUCCCUCCGAUUUUCCCCUGCUUUCCGGGAAAAACAACUCGCCGGCGCCGGAAACAAAAUCCCCACCUCGCUACUAAAGCACGAUUCAACCCGCCGGCCUUCUCGUCACUUUCCUCUGAGAGUUUCCGCAAGCUCCCAGGCAUCCCCAGAGGCCGCCGCCAAAGUCUCCGCCGUUCCUUCCACGAUGAAGGCCUGGAUUUACGGAGACUAUGGGACCGUCGACGUCUUGAAGUUCGACGAGAGCGUCUCCGUGCCGGAAAUUAAGGAGGACCAGGUUCUGGUCAAGGUCGUCGCCGCCGCUCUCAACCCAGUUGAUUUCAAGCGGAGGCAGGGGAAAUUCCAGUCCACUGAUUCUGCCCUUCCGACUGUUCCAGGGUAUGAUGUUGCCGGAGUGGUGGUGAAAGUUGGGAGCCAAGUGAAGGAGCUCAAAGAAGGAGAUGAAGUGUACGGCGACAUUCACGAGAAGGCCCUGGAUGGGCCUAAACAGUUUGGUUCCCUGGCGGAAUACACCGCCGUGGAAGAGAAAUUGCUGGCUCUUAAGCCCAAGAGUCUGGAUUUCGCUCAGGCUGCUGCGCUCCCUCUCGCAAUCGAGACGGCUUAUGAAGGUCUGGAGAGAACUGGGUUCUCUUCUGGGAAAUCGAUUCUGGUCCUCAAUGGCGCUGGUGGUGUUGGAAGCCUUGUGAUUCAGCUGGCGAAGCAAGUGUUUGGAGCAUCAAGAGUUGCAGCCACUGCCAGCACAGGGAAGCUGGAGUUCAUCAAGAGCUUGGGAGUCGAUUUGCCUAUAGACUACACCAAGGAGAACUUCGAAGACUUGCCUGAAAAGUUUGAUGUGGUCUAUGAUGCCAUUGGGCAAUGUGAUAAGGCGGUGAAAGCUAUAAAAGAAGGAGGAAGCGUGGUGGCUUUGACCGGAGCGGUGACGCCUCCAGGUUUCAGAUUUGUGGUCACUUCCAAUGGAGAGGUUCUAAAGAAACUCAACCCUUAUCUGGAGAGUGGCAAGGUGAAAGCACUGAUUGAUCCCAAAGGACCAUUCCCGUUUUCUCAGGUUGUCGAGGCUUUCUCCUACAUUGAAACUGGAAAAGCUACUGGGAAAGUAGUAGUCUAUCCAAUUCCAUGAGAAAGUAAGUUAACCAAGCAACGAGGGACUGUUCUGGAUGUUCACUUGUUUUAUUUAUGGUAAACUGUGCUUCGAAGAGUAAGAGUAAAUCAGCUGUAUAAAAACAGAAUGUACGAGGCUUCUGAUGUAAAAAGAGAUUGAUUUGAUUCUGAGCUUGAACAUGAGGAGAUUGUUUUAGUUUCCAGCUCAAGUAUACAGAUUUCUUGAUGGACAGAAUGAGCAAAGCAUGCAGUGCAGUCACUGUUUGAAAGCUUAGAUUACAGAUAUGUAUGGAACCAAAAAACGAAAACUCAAUUAUUCUUCAGCAGAAACACAGAGCAAAGCAAGGCAUGCAGUCACUGUUACUGUUUGGAAGUUUGGACCUUGACAUUGUCCUGAGGUUAUUCUUCAGCACAUUUACAACUAAACAUUACUGGAAUGUAAGGGAACAACAACCGUGUUUUUGCAGGAAAUGGAAGGGGCUUCAGACAGAGAUGGUAGGGGAGAUUUUGAAGUCAAGGUCCCAUAGCGUGAAACAUCCAUC